ACAUCUCGAAAGAUACUCCGCGAAACUUGUUGAGAGACACAUUACAUCAACGACCCGGAAAAAGAGGGACCACCAGCCAAACAAGUCUUGACGAACAGCCCGUGGGGCCAACCUGCAGCGUUGUCAAUCAUUGAAACCUCCCCAAUCGUGGCCAUCCACGGUCUCGGUGGAAAACCUGCCAGCCCCCGACCGCCACCAACUUUUCCAACAAGCUUCCAGUGGCUUUUGGGCAAGGAGCAAGGCCACCUCUCAUCAGCCAGUCAACGGCCAUGGAGGAAGCCCUAACGCAGCCAGCCCGACCCCAUCUUCGACAUGGUGUGAUAAAUGGAUCCUUGCCAGCAUCAUGCCAACCGUCACCGUCAGCAUCAACUCCACCAAUCCCGAUAUCUUUGCCAGGGGCUGGUCCAUUGGAAACUUUGCACCUUGGCUACGACCCUCGAGCUUCACCUUUCCAGUUGGCAGACCUCGAUCACGUCCUUUGCGACAACGAACACAUCCUCAGGCGCAUCCCGACACUCGUUUCUUCAAAAUCAACAAACUCCCAGUAUGCAGAACUAGCAUUGUCAUUGCGCACGAGCACUCGAUACAAAAAUAGUCCCGUCAAUAACAACCUUCGUUGCCCGGAAAUUGCGUGCCCACAGGCCACCGCAGAAACAUUCGAUACCUGUUCCCACAACUCUACGUGCGAUUGCAUCUUCAAUGGCUUGUCGCUGAGCACAAGACGCCGCUCACAACUUGAGACACGCUCGUUAACCACCUUGUCAAAUGUACAUAUAAUUACCAUGACGACAACAACGACGACCAGUAUACCGGGCUCACCUCCUGACUUGUCCGGAUCCCGUUCCUCUAAAUCCUCAUCCUAUUCCUCUACCUUCUCGAGUCCUGAUGGAUUGGACUCGGACACUAUCAACUUCGAAGAGAUUGGGCUAGAAGAUGACAAGCAAACUCCUACGAUAAACUGCCAUUCACGGGAUGUUUCGAUGCAGUCUGUUGGGUCAGAAAAUGGACUCAUGAGGGCGAAAGAUCCGGCAUCUGGUGAGAAGAGGCAGGCGCUGCCACAGUUGCAGACGUCGAUAAAGUUCUCCCACAGAAUGCAGGAUUCGGCCACUCCUAAGCCGGUGGGGUCGAGGAUGUCGGCAUUGAAGCGCCAAUUCACCACCCCAGAAACAUUCCAUGCACAGGGAACCCCUAGGACGAGGUCGACAUCUCCACCACAGCGACGACCAUUGACGUCCAUGUCGACCAACUCGCUCAGUGCUGGGGGAUUGCGACCUACUCAUAAGGCAUCUCUAUCGUCACUCGGAGUUCCUUCCAGACGUUCUUCAUGGCAACCCCAGAGAAAAUCAGUCAAGGAACUGGAAGCUGAAUACAACGACUCAGAUGAUGACUUGCCAGAUGACGCCAGUCUCUGGAAUGUCCCAGUGUCGCCUCUGCCAUCCGGUCAGCGGUCGCAUCGGUCAAGUUUCCGCGGGAGUCCGGACAGAGACGGGCCAUCUCAGAGUCCUCGCCCUAUACCAUUGGCGCAUGCCAUUACAGCCCCGGAGACACCGCCUCACCCACACAUGCACUCACAAAGUCUCCCUAAGAACAGACCUCCCCCUGCAAGAUCAGCCACGCUGAGUGCAACGGAUCCACCCUCACCACGCAGGUUAAACGUUUUGAGGAAUAGUGGCCGGACGAAAUCGUGGAACCUUGCCAUGGCCGAGCUUAGUGAAGAGGCACGAAUUAUCUCGGAAGCGUUGGUUUACCACGCAGAUUUGAAGGAGCAAGUACAGGCCGAAGCUUUGAGCGGCCGCUCAUCGCCGGAUAGCCAGCACUCAUCUGAAUCCAGGCCCAAAAGUGCAGGCAUACAAUUGCCCCCGAUCCAGAAGAGUACUUUGGAUUUUAUGCCUAUAUCCAAAGAAAAGGAAGCUAUUCUCUCACGGACGCGGCCAUCAUGGCUGCCACCAAAGGAUCCGAAAGAGGAACGGCGACAUCUGAAGGAGUACCAACGCAUGAUGGCGGCAUCAGUCGAUGCAGAGAAGAAGCGCCGCACACAGCUGCAGGUUCAGCGGUGUGAGAAGGACGAUACCCGAGAGUCGCUAAAUCGUAUAUGGCAGUACUAUGUUGACGAGACGACGGACAUUUCGACCAUUGACAACCGAGUCAAUGACCUCUGCUGGCGUGGUAUCAGCCCUAACCUUCGCGGCCGAGUCUGGCAAAGGGCCAUAGGCAACCCUCUCGGACUCACCGUCAAAAGUUAUGAGAAGGCCUUGCAAAGAGCUAAAGAUAUCAAAGAGCGACCGACCGACCAGCUCGAUAGCGCCGACAAAAGCAUCGAACGACUGUUUCUCGACAUCGAAAGAGACGCAGAGACGGCAUUUCCCGAGCUCAAUUUGUUCCAAAGGAACGCACCUCUUUGGCAAGAUUUGGCCGAUGUUUGCGAAGCUUAUGCAUGCUAUCGAAGUGACGUGGGGUAUAUUUAUGGAAUUCAACUUAUCGCGGCAUUGCUGUUGUUGCAAUUACCGACACCAGCGGACGCAUUUAUUCUGCUGGCAAAUUCUUUGAACAGGCCCAUACCUUUGGCAUUCCAGACAAAUGACGCUACUACGACUGCUCGAACAUAUAAUCACGCGGUCUCGACGCUGGCCAUGAAGUAUCCGCGCAUUCACGAAUAUCUGUUUGGCUCUAUUGAGCAAGGUGGUCUAGGAUUUAGUGGAGACGAAGUUUUCGAACCGAUGUUACGAACCAUGUUUUCGAAUGGUCUGGACGUGGACCGACUCUGUCGCAUCUGGGAUAUUUGGGUGUUUGAAGGCGACCGAACACUUGUUCGGGCGGCAGUGGCAACUCUGUCAUGCCUUCAGACUCAAUUAUUUGACGUGCGAGGGGAUGUCGACCUAAAAAGACGCAACGUCCAGGAGAUGCUUGGAUGGGGCCCUUUCAAUCGGCAACCUCAUUCUGGACAUUGGAACCUUCAGACUGUCGGGAAUGAGGAGAAAUUUGUCGAAGAAAUCCGCCUGGCAGGUGUCUUGGACUAUACGGGCAAGUGAAUGACAGUUGAUGAUUUAUUGUGCACUUGCACAGAAUGCGGACAUUCAAGAGAACACGGAAGUCAUGAACAGAGCUUCUUGUAUGAUUUUAAUUGACGACAUUGUCAUGAUGAUUUUCCUAGAAGGAGGAUUUUGCAUUCCACUGGGAGUUGGACAUACGGGACAGGACUGUCGAUCAGCUGCUUUGCUCAUCAAGACGUCUGGCAGAGUUGACGACAAUACUUGCAUUGGUACAUAUUUUAGUCUUGAUGGUGUUCAGCAGUUUCGUCUGCUGUUCCUUCUGUUUGCUUUCAGUCAUGAUGUCCAAGACAUGUUAUGACGAGACAGAGAACUAAUAUAGACGAUCCACGAGAUCAAUCACAACUUGAUUUAUAUGGUCUAUAUCAUGUGCCCUAUCCA
This is a messenger RNA of Exophiala viscosa, 3428 nucleotides long. RefSeq lists its product as uncharacterized. The transcript has a single exon. NCBI's taxonomy places the organism in Eukaryota, Fungi, Ascomycota, Eurotiomycetes, Chaetothyriales, Herpotrichiellaceae. Bases 270 to 3029 code for a protein of 919 amino acids. The record is from RefSeq and is a predicted model, not a curated record.